Molecule: messenger RNA, 629 nt
Organism: Protopterus annectens (West African lungfish)
Lineage: Eukaryota; Metazoa; Chordata; Ceratodontiformes; Protopteridae
Gene: UBE2G1
Product: ubiquitin conjugating enzyme E2 G1
Exons: 5
Coding region: 1-471 (156 amino acids)
Biological process (GO): protein polyubiquitination; proteasome-mediated ubiquitin-dependent protein catabolic process
Molecular function (GO): ubiquitin conjugating enzyme activity
Source: RefSeq, a predicted model, not a curated record
AUGGCUGCAGUCCUUACACUGUUAAAAACCAACACUACUUUUCUUGUCCGACAUAAUGAUGUGGAGAAGAACAACAGUACCAAGAAUAAGAAAGGCUACCCAAAAGGUGAAGGUGGCGUGUUCAAGGCACAUCUCACGUUUCCUAAAGAUUAUCCCCUCAAACCACCAAAGCUGAAAUUCAUCACAGAAAUAUGGCAUCCAAAUGUUGACAAGAAUGGUGAUGUAUGUAUAUCAAUUCUCCAUGAGCCUGGUGAGGACAAAUAUGGCUAUGAAAAGCCAGAAGAGCGCUGGCUUCCCAUCCAUACAGUAGAAACUAUUAUGAUUAGUGUCAUCUCAAUGUUGGCUGAUCCUAAUGGAGACUCUCCUGCAAAUGUUGAUGCUGCAAAAGAAUGGAGGGAAGACAGAAAUGGAGAGUUCAAAAGGAAAGUUGCACGAUGUGUAAGAAAAAGUCAAGAGACUGCUUUUGAGUGACUUGUAUUCUGUACCAGAUGAUUUCUUCAGAUUUUCAGGGUAUCUUUGAAAAUACAUGGCACUGUUUUCCUGCACUCUUACCUACCUGUUGCUGGACUUAACAUUGUAGCAAGAUGGCAGGCGUUGAUGGCACUCCAGGACACUGUAAAAAGUGCAGG